Molecule: messenger RNA, 1515 nt
Organism: Capronia epimyces CBS 606.96
Lineage: Eukaryota; Fungi; Ascomycota; Eurotiomycetes; Chaetothyriales; Herpotrichiellaceae
Exons: 5
Coding region: 1-1515 (504 amino acids)
Biological process (GO): regulation of DNA-templated transcription
Cellular component (GO): nucleus
Molecular function (GO): transcription cis-regulatory region binding; DNA-binding transcription factor activity, RNA polymerase II-specific
Source: RefSeq, a predicted model, not a curated record
AUGAUUGUGAGGAAAUUUAGACCUAGCACACGAAGGCUUUACAAGGACCCCGGCAGAGACAUUAUCAAUCAACGGAUCCUGAGUGAAGAUGUAGCCGAGAAACUGGUGACUGAGUUCAUUACCCGCCUGGGGCACGUCAUCCAGAUCAGAUCUAUUGCGGACUUCACUUCGGCCGCUACGAUCAGACAAGGAUCGCCCUUGCUCUACGCUGUUUGUUGCCUGCAUGGACUACGAUUCUGCAAAGACCCAGACUUGGUCAACACAGCUGUCCAUCGCCAGCUGUAUGAAGAAGUCCGAGAAAUGCUUGGCCAGGUGGUUCUCGCAAGCCCUGUCCCUCUUGAGGAGUUAUACGCCUUACUAAUCAUGAGUAUCUUCGAAGCGGCACCAAGACCCGUUUUCGAAUAUAUCGAAAGUUGGCUCCUAAGUGGCAUCUGUGCACAACAAGCCAUAUCAACCAUCGACUUCGUUCAAAUCAUGACCAACCUAAGGUUAGGAAAGCAUGAGAACAGAGACAGGAGAUCGAUGUCCUUAUGGAACAAUAUUUGUCUUGUCAAUCUCAGGUUCGCUGUUGGUACGGGCAAGCCUACUACAAUUCCCUCAGAGCUGUUAGAUCAGUGUCCAGCCAUUCUCAAUCACCCCGAAGCUACACUCGAUGACGGGUUAGUGUUGGCAGAGGUCCUUCUUUUCUCUACUCUAUGCAACAAGCAAGUGCCGCCAUCACUUGAUCGUGAUGGUUCUUGCCAUGACUUGACUAUGUGGGAGAAGAGAUGGAAACAUCUCUUAUCAUCCCAAAGAGCGAUCUGCCUAAGAUUCUGUCGGGAUUUUGCGUAUCUCGUGAUGGCCAUGCGUUCGGUCGACAAAUGCCGAUCAAACACGGUUGAUCAGUCAACUGUUCAGCCAAACCAGUGGCGCUCAAACGACAUAGUUCCGCCUGUCGGCGGUGAUCUUGCCAAGGAGCAUUUCGACAUCAGCCUUCUCUCUGAUUCCUUUCAAGCAUCUGCACAUAAGCAUGCGCUGCUGAUGGCCCGGACCUUUCUGGAUAUGCCGACAGCUCUUGUCCAGGAAUUGCCAAAGUUCCACCACAUAUGUAUUUCUUAUUGCACCCUCGUGCUGUCUGAAUUCAUCGACAAAGCCGGUGUUCCGCCCAAGCAAGUCUUGGAGACUCUUAGUGACGUCGUCGCCCACUAUUGUCAGUUCUCUGAGGAGAUUCCUGCGGUCAUGAGUGUUGCCAUGGAGAAGCUGAGACUCGGUCUGGGGCGGGAUGUGACUUCCAAACGGCAAAGGCGGUAUCAGCCUAUCCACCAGGACCCCAGUCACGCUGAAAUCAACACCUCGGAUUCUCACAAGAUCGAUGUAAAUCCGCCUGUUAAUACCGUCGAACUCAACCGAGAUUUUAACAUGGAUGAGUUUGACCAUGAAAUGGAUCUAUCCUCGUUUCCCACCGUCGAGGACUUCUUCGAAAACUGGAUGGUGGACAUUGGGGACGAUUUCGCACAUGACUCGAACCAAGGCUGA